Lindgomyces ingoldianus is the source of this 1309-nucleotide messenger RNA. RefSeq names its product FAD dependent oxidoreductase. Lineage: Eukaryota; Fungi; Ascomycota; Dothideomycetes; Pleosporales; Lindgomycetaceae. Gene Ontology annotation, biological process: retrograde transport, endosome to Golgi. The record is from RefSeq and is a predicted model, not a curated record. Bases 37 to 1266 code for a protein of 409 amino acids. Gene Ontology annotation, molecular function: oxidoreductase activity. The transcript is spliced from 3 exons. Gene Ontology annotation, cellular component: cytoplasm; late endosome.
UGAGAAUUUCCAAGCCCUCCAACCUUCCACAGUAUCAUGUCCUCGGAUCUCCAUAGAAGAAACAUUGUGAUUAUCGGUGGGGGCAUCAUUGGCUCCACAACUGCCUAUUUCCUCUCACACAAUGACAAGUUUGAUAGAGAGCGAGAUAGAAUAACGCUAUUAGAAGCUACCAAAAUUGCGGGCGGUGCUUCAGGGAAAGCGGGAGGAUUGUUGGCGUUAUGGGCGUACCCGAGUUGUCUUGUGCCGUUGAGUUAUCGGCUGCACAAGGAGCUAGCAGACAAACACGAAGGUGCAGAACGAUGGGGUUACCGGGCCUUAUACUGUGGCCAAAUUGACGCGCGAGGUCGCCUUCACUCAAAGCCAAGUCGCUCGUCAAACAGCCAAUCCGUGCCGUUGCAGAAGCGUUCCGGUACAGCCACCAGUACUACUUACUCCACAGUCCCGAAUGAUCUCGACUGGAUAGACAGGGAAAGUCUAUCCUCUUACGAAGAAAUGGGGAACCCCUCCACGACUGCGCAAAUCCACCCUUUCCAGUUCACUACGUCAAUGGCAUCCCUAGCUGAAGAGAAGGGAGUGAAUAUUAUUUUCGCUUCUGCAAUUUCCAUAAAUCAGGCCUCCGGUGCCGUAAAAUCUGUCACGUACAGGCCUAAAGAUGGUAGCGAAGAGAAGAAGAUAGAAGCAGACACUGUGGUCCUAACAGCUGGUCCCUGGACAAAGACUGUGUGGCCAAGCGCCCCAAUAUCCGCACUUCGAGCGCACUCUGUAACAAUUCGUCCAUCGAGACCAGUCUCUGCUUAUGCACUUUUUACCUCUGUCGAAAUUCCUAAGGGAGAUGGUAGGAGAAGCAAAAUCGUAACCCCAGAGAUCUACGCCCGUCCUAACAACGAGGUGUACGCGUGCGGCGAAGGUGAUACGCUCGUACCCUUACCUGCUGCGACCGAUCUCGUUCAAGUGGAAGCUUCCCGAUGCGAAGAGAUCGUCCAGCAAGUUGGUUCCAUCAGCGAUGAGUUAAGGGAUGGAGAAGUUACAGCAAGACAAGCCUGCUAUUUACCGAAUGUAACCCCGGGCGGAGGUCCGAUGAUCGGAGAAACGGAGGUUAAAGGCCUAUUGAUGGGUGCGGGACAUACUUGCUGGGGAAUUCAGAAUGCGCCCGGGACAGGGAAAUGUUUGAGUGAGUUGGUUUGGGAUGGCGGCGUGAAGAGUGCGAAUUUGAGUAGUCUGGAUCCAAAGUUAUACAUUCGGCGAGGCGAGGAAGAAGGCACAUGACAUAAUUAAUCAUUUACAUGGGCGAGAACGCUUUCUAUCUUCG